Messenger RNA from Chondrus crispus (carragheen), 1509 nucleotides. RefSeq lists its product as hypothetical. The record is from RefSeq and is a predicted model, not a curated record. The coding region runs from base 1 to 1281 and encodes 426 amino acids. The transcript has 2 exons. NCBI's taxonomy places the organism in Eukaryota, Rhodophyta, Florideophyceae, Gigartinales, Gigartinaceae. Gene Ontology annotation, cellular component: intracellular membrane-bounded organelle; membrane; cytosol. Gene Ontology annotation, molecular function: sterol binding.
AUGGCCAGCUCAGCCUACUCCACUGUCAUCGGCCCGCCGCCCGAAUCCUUCGCCGAGCUCACGCCCACCACCGCCCUCACGGAGGGACGCGGCGCUCCGAAGCCCUCCACCGAGUUCGGCAACGUCGAUGCCGCCUCGCGCCAGGCCCUGUGGCGCCAGCUCGCCUCCGUCGUCGGCAUGGACGUCAUGAACAUGCGCCUGUCUCUCCCCAUCUGGCUCUUCGAGCCCUCCACCGCCCUCACCCGCAUGAUUGAGACAUUCGAAUUUUCCGAUCUCCUGGAUCGCGCCGCCACCUCUGACGAUCCCGUCCUCCGCGAUUGCUUGGUCGCCGCCUUUGUCAUCUCCGCCUUCUCGCAUACGGAGAGGGUACGGAAGCCCUUCAACCCCGUCCUGGGGGAGUCCUUUGAGUACACCCAUCCGCUCAAUGGCAUGCGCUUUUAUGCAGAGCAGGUGGAACACCACCCACCAGUCUCCGUCUCCCACUGCGAGGGGAAGGGCUGGGAAGCUGGCGAGGUUGUCGACAUCGCCGCCACGUUUCACGGUAAUUCCAUAGAGGUGCGUAAUGUCGGCUCGCGCUAUAUCAACCUCCACAAGACGGGCGACCGCUACUCAUGGACCCUGCCCCAGGCACUUGUCUCCAACUUGUUUGUGGGAGGCGCUUUUGUCGACCAUUUUGGAACCGUCGAGCUCAAGAACGAGACCACGGGCACUUCGGCCACCCUCAACCUGACUCAGUGCGGCUGGUUUUCGGCGGGGAGGUAUGAGGUUGCCGGCGAGCUUCUGGAUAGCAAUGCCACGAAGAUUGUCUUGUUUAAGGGCGCCUGGAACAAAUUUUUGGACUGCGAGCGCGUCGCCAAGGCAAAAGGGGAGGGCACCAAUCGCCUCUGGAUGGCGGGCUCGCAUUUGCUCUCAGAAGAGGAAGGCGGCGGUGUCACGGGUGUCUACGCCAACUGCACAAAGUUUACGAAAAAGAUCCUCUCCUUGCAUUCAGACCACGCCUUGGAGCUCCCGCCGAAUGACUCCCGGUUUCGACCGGACCGUCUGGCCCUAGAAAAAGGAAACCGCACCGUCGCUGCCGAGGAGAAGAUCCGCAUUGAGCAGAUGCAACGGGAUCGUAGAGCCGCCGCCAAGAAGCGAGUAGAGUCUGGAGGCGGCAAGAUCCAGCCGAGAUACUUCAGAAAAGUGGCCGAGGACAAACAAUUGUGGGAGCCAAUCGGCAACUAUUGGACUGAUUCAAGAAACCUCUCUGAGGACGAUCGCAAGAACAUGGUGAUGUGGUGAUCAUGCUAUGUGCCGCCACCGCAGGGACCGCGCCACCUAGUAUUAUCGAUAACACUAUUUCAUGGUGGCGAUUCGCAGGCCACAGCUGCAUACAGCUCUUUCCCUUGAAACACUACCAGUCAUCCUGCUGGGCACCAACUUUCUGACUUUUGACUUGGAACUCACUAUUUUCCGUUACAGUGUCUCCCAUUGCGAACUCGUCCUCGCAAGUAAAGACGACAAUUGACG